Molecule: messenger RNA, 694 nt
Organism: Musca vetustissima
Lineage: Eukaryota; Metazoa; Arthropoda; Insecta; Diptera; Muscidae
Exons: 4
Molecular function (GO): chitin binding
Source: RefSeq, a predicted model, not a curated record
AUGUUUCUUUGCGCAAAACUUUUACUUCUAUUCUUUAUUUCUGGACCCACGCUAGAGGUCCUUGCAGCCGAAUGCAAUGUCUGUUCGACGACCACUCAAAUGGCGUGUGUUUCCGAAACUGAAUACCAGUUCUGUGUAAAUAAUCUACCAUCUGGAGCGGUAAACUCUUGUCCAACGGGCUAUGUGUGCUCCACGACAGGAUCGGUAAUUUGUGUAUCAAGUACUAUGGGAGUUCCGGCAUCAUGUGGCGGAUGCAAUGUAUGUUCCACCGACUUAAAAUUUGCCUGUACUGGAACCAAUACCUAUGCAUUGUGUUUGGGAACAAAUGUACCCUCAACAACAGCUACUGGUAGUUGUGGUGCAAAUUUGGUAUGCGAUAUAAACUCUUCUGAAAUGUGUGUUCCACUUGUGGCUGGGGUCACAGCAUCUUGUACAACAACCACUACCGCAAGUCCCACUACACCCGGUAUUUCAACAACCUCACCAUUGCCAACAUACGCUCAGUAUUUGUGUCAAAUAAUUCGUAUAAAUGCUCGAUUUUCGCUACCGGCCGAAGUUGAUAAUACUUGCAGGAAUUAUGUUUACUGUUUCCUUACCCGCAAUGGUACCUGGUCGGGCCAAAUUUAUAAUUGUCCUGGACGCACGUAUUUUGAUCCAUACUCCCGUUAUUGUGUGGCAACCAUACCAACUGGAU